Zootoca vivipara (common lizard) is the source of this 5194-nucleotide messenger RNA. RefSeq lists its product as uncharacterized. Gene Ontology annotation, cellular component: nucleus. Gene Ontology annotation, biological process: regulation of transcription by RNA polymerase II. The record is from RefSeq and is a predicted model, not a curated record. Lineage: Eukaryota; Metazoa; Chordata; Lepidosauria; Squamata; Lacertidae. Gene Ontology annotation, molecular function: RNA polymerase II cis-regulatory region sequence-specific DNA binding; DNA-binding transcription factor activity, RNA polymerase II-specific.
UCGCCUUUUCCUGUAGCUAAUAGGAAACUCGGUUGUUUGUGGGGCUUCCUUCCCCUUCGUGGGUUUUUUAAAAUAGAUAUAUUUAUAUAUAUAGCUAGCCUCUGGGCAAUUUGGACUGCAGAGAUUUCUUGAAAAGGAGGUCGCAUCACCAAGGCGGCAGCUGGCUGGUGCAGGGAAAGAGAAAGAGAACGCUUUUGAGUGACACUGCAGCAAUUUUUCUGCGAAAUGGAGAACUGGGUUCGGGAUCGAGGGCCAGAGAUCUGUGCUCAGGUUGUGGCCCUGGCAGAGGAUUUCCUACUGAGGCAGCAGGAGAAUGAGAGAUGGGGCGUGCAGGUGUUGGCCACAGACCUUUCUGAUACUGAGCUGCCUCCCUCAGACACUGAGCAGGAGCAGAGCUUAAAGCAGAAAGAAGAUGAGGACGCGGUUUCACUCGCAGAUGAUGGAAAGGUGAGUGAGAUUGAGGAGGACGACAACCUUGUGCAUGAAGAUUCUGAGGCAGACGGCGCAUCUCUUGGAGGAGACAACUGGGACAUCCUUGAGACAGGAGAAACAUCUGGAAGCCGCCAGGGCUCGGAUGGGCACAAGAAACAGAAGGACAUCCCUAUUCCUCCUCAUGACCAGGGCCACUGGGAUCUAAAAGAGCCCAGGAUCCGGGCAAGGAUCUACAACUAUGGUGUGUUGAAGAUGUGCAUGGACUGUGGGAAAACCUUCAAGCAGAGCUCGAGCUUGUACAGGCACCGGAGACUUCACACUGGAGAGAAACCGUACGGCUGCCCAGAGUGCGGCAAGAGCUUCAGCCGGAAGUCCCACCUCAUUGCACACGAGAGAACCCACACAGGAGAGAAGCCCUACGACUGUGUAGAGUGCGGCAAGAGCUUCAGCCGGAAGUCCCACCUAAUCACGCAUGAGAGGAUCCACACAGGGGAGAAGCCGUACAAAUGUGGGGAGUGCGGAAAAUGCUUCAGCCAGAGUUCAGCCCUCGUGGCGCAUGAGAGGUCCCACACCGGUGAGAAACCGUUCACCUGCCUGGACUGCGGGAAGAACUUCCACCGGAGGUCGGGCCUUUCAGCGCACGAGAGGACCCACACGGGAGAGAGGCCAUACAAAUGCACAGAAUGUGGGAAGAGUUUCAGCCAGAGCUCGGGCCUUUUGGCCCAUGAGAGGACCCAUACUGGAGAGAAGCCGUACCGGUGCAGCGAGUGCGGGAAAAGCUUCUGUGAACGCACAGCUCUCGUUAGACAUUUGAGAACCCACACGGGGGAGAAACCAUACACGUGCGCAGAGUGUGGGAAGAGCUUCAGCCAGAGCUCGGGUCUCCUGGCACACGAGCGCACCCACACAGGGGAGAAACCGUACAAAUGCUCAGACUGUGGGAAGAGCUUUGGGCACCGCUCUGACCUUCUACGACAUCAGAGAAUCCUCAAAAGAGGGAAGCCAUAUAAAUGCUCCGAGUGUGGGAAAUGUUUUGGCCGGGGCUCCGAUCUCCUCCAGCACCAGCAAAUCCACACAGGGGAGAAGCCAUAUAAAUGCUCCCACUGUGGAAAGUGUUUUAGCUGGCGGUCAAACCUUAUUAAGCAUGAGAGAAUCCACACGAAGGUGAAAACUUACAAAUGCACAAGCGGAGAUUGUCGUGUUUUCCUUCCUUGGGGCGAUGGGGUGGGUCGAGUGUGCGCGGAGUUUCAAUUCCUAGAAGGGCCGGCAAUGCAAAGGCUGCAAACAGCAGAGCUGGAGGUAGAGCGAGAAAUAAAAAUGGAGGGCCAGGACUCUGCAGGGCCAGAAUCUCGAAAGAGCUUGAAGUUGGAAGGCAAAGAGUAUCAUUUCUUGACAGCUGGGACCAGAGGGGAAUUUGUGACUCGGCCGCUUCUGCGGCAUAUUAAGGAAGAUCUGGAGGGGGAGUGUUUACGGAACUGGGAUGUUCGGUGGGAAGCAUAUUUGAAGACAAUGGAGUCUCCGCUGGUCCCCCAUUCAAGGGAGAAUAGGAAGCCAUUCCAGGGCUCCCUUGCUGCAGUAGCUGAUGACACUCAUGGGACUGAAGGAAAGGAAGCAAGCCUCUGUCAAGCCCAAGAAGCCUCAGGAAGCCUCUAUUCUCUUGUGAAAGUGAAGGAAGAGAUUGUGGACAAGGGUGCCAUCAUCCAAUUCUGCUACCAGGAGGCUGAGGAACCUCGCCAGGGACCAAAGCCUUUGAACGAUGUGGCUGUUAAUCUCUCCAAGUCAAAGCAGGUACCAUUGGACACAGUGAAGAUGGAAUCCACCAUGGAAGUCAAGCAGGAAGCUGACAGGGAGGCCAACUUGCUAGAGUGGAAGAAUGAGGAGACAGAAGAAUCCAAACUCUCAAGCAUUGGAAGAAGAUGGUUGAGCACAACCCAAGAGAGAGACUUCCAGAUUGCUGAGCCAGAAGAGACCCCUGCAUGUCAGUUAGACCCAGAAGAAUACUGUGAGAAGCAUCCAGAGAAGGCAGCCGAAGAGGCCUCUUUCUGUGAGAGGGGUGAUAGAGGACUGUCUCAAAGCACCUUCCAAAAUGGAAGCCACAGCAGGCAUAGGAGGAAAAUGAGAGCCACUGAGGGCAGCAGAAAUCUCUGCCAAAACACUGAUUCCCUUGAAAGUAUGGAAGUAGAAAGGGAGGCCAAGCCUUACGCAUGUGUUUACUGCGGGAGAAGUUUCAAGGAGAGUUCGUCGUUAAUUAUACACCAGAGAGCCCACGCGGGAAAGAGGCCCUACAAAUGUUCAGAUUGCGGGGAAAGCUUUGCAGAGAGAGGAGACUUUAGGAAACACACUGUGGCUCACAUGGAUGACAAGCCAUACGAAUGCUCGCACUGCGGGAAAAGUUUCCACAGCAACUCUCACCUCCGAGCACAUACGAGAAUCCACACUGGGGAAAAACCCUUCGACUGCACCCACUGCGGAAAGACUUUCGGCACCAGCUCACAUCUGAAGAGGCACGUUCGGGUGCACACUGGGGAGAGCCCUUUCACGUGCACCGAGUGCGGGAAAAGCUUCACUCAGAAGCCGUCCCUUAUUAAACACAAGAGAACCCACACGGGAGAGAAGCCUUACGAAUGCCCUGAGUGCGGCAAGAGCUACCAGGAUAGCUCUUCCUUGCUGAGGCACAUCAAGGCUCACACGGGCGAGAAACCCUAUCAGUGUUCAUGGUGCGAGAACCGGUUUAUCCAGAGGUCGGAUCUCAUCCGGCAUGAGGGGACACACACCGGAGAGAAACCAUACAAGUGUUCGGUGUGUGGGAAAGCCUUCGGUCAGAAAGGGUCGCUUGUGAAACACGAGGGCAUGCACACGGGGAAGAAUCUCUACGAAUGCUUGGACUGUGGGAAGAGCUUCAGCCGGAAACAAUCUCUGGUCAGGCACAAGAGGACUCACGCGGGAGAAAGACCAUACAAAUGCACUGUUUGCGGCAAAGGCUUCAGCACUGGUGCUUACCUGGCAAUACAUGAAAGAGUGCAUACUGGGGAGAAGCCAUACAAGUGCUCAGAGUGCGGGAAAAGCUUCUGUCGGAAACCAUCCCUCGUUACGCACAGGAGAAGCCAUACGGAAGAGAAGCCGAAUGGAUGCUCAGCGUAAUGCCUCAUCUGCACCAGGCCUUUAAAGCAAUUGAACGGUUUCGCCACAAAAAAUCAUUGGAACUGUAGUUUGUGAAAGCUUUUAGGAGGCCCCUAAUUCUCCUCAGAGGUCUCGGAUUCCCAGAGUGGCUUUAAAAACAGGUCCCUGGGAAUUGUAGCUCUGUGAGGGGAAUAGGAAUCUCCAACAACUCUCAGUCACAGGUAGGUAGCCGUGUUGGUCUGAGUCGAAGAAAAAUGAAAAAAAAUCCUUCAGUAGCACCUUAAAGACCAACUAAGUUUUUAUUUUGGUUCAUCAGAUACCAUGCAUGCACACGAAAGCUCAUACCAAAAUAAAAACUUAGUUGGUCUUUAAGGUGCUACUGAAGGAAUUUUUUUAUUUUGCUUUAACUCUCAGUCAGUCAGCACCCUUAAUAGUUUCCAGGAUUCUUUGGGGGAAACCAUGGCUGUCAAAGUGGAAGAAGAGAGCUUUAAAUGUCUGUGACCUAAGGUAGAGAUUGGCCCUCCAGGUGGUGCUGGACUCCCAUUUCUUUUGGCUACGCUGGCUGGAGCCAAGGGGAAAUGGGAGGCUGUGUGCCUCUGAAUGUCAGUUGCCAGGAAUCGCAGGUGGGAAGAGUGCUGUUAUGCUCAGGUCCUGCUUGUGGGCUUCCCAGGGGAAUCUGGUUGGCUUCCGUGAGAACAGGAUGCUGGGCUACAUGGGCCUUUGGUCUCAUCCAGCAGGGCUGUUAUGUCCUCAUGAGUUGGGAGGCUCCCUAUUUCAGCUUCUAAGGGGUGGGAGAAAUUUCAGUUUCAUUCCAGAGCCUAUGGAACACAAAAAUAACCACCUGGGAAGAGGGCUGAGUUAAUAAACGUGUCCCGAGGGAGAGACAAUUCUGUUGUCCGAGCAGUUUCUGUAGCUGUCAGAAAAUUCACAUUUAUUUCACCAAGUAGGCCAAAGCCCUUCCUGAGCUGGAAUAAUAUUGGGUCCUGAAAAUUGAAGGGAUUUAAAAUAGGAAAGAAACCCCCUGAAUGUGAGAAUAUCCCCAUCUGGGCAGAUCACAUUGGAAAUAAACCAGACAGGAGGCAUCACAAUUCAAAUACACAUACUAGUCAUGGAAAAGCAGUUGAGGAGAGCAUGUAGCAGGACCAGUGAGGGGUGUGGCCUGGGAGAAGGGGUGUGGCCUGGGAGAAGGGGUGUGGCCUGGGAGAAGGGGUGUGGCCUCGGUGGCAUUCCAAGGGUCAUACAGGGAGACCUGGCUGGAGGGCCGAAGUUUGUCCCUGGCUCUGGGGUUCCGCAUCCCUGACCACUUAUCCUGCUAGCUAGAGGUGAUGGGAGUUGUAGCUCCAAAACAGCUGGAGACUCAAGUUGGGGAAACCCUGAUUUAGAUUCUCUGCUAUUGGUGUAUCCUCAAAAUUUCACUGGGCUUCUCUCAAUCUCAAUCUCUGUGUGUAUCUCUAUCUUGAUAGUUCUAUUGUCCCCCAAUCCCCCUUUCCCUCUCUCUAAGUAAAGGUAAAGGGACCCCUGACCAUUAGGUCCAGUCGUGACCGACUCUGGGGUUGCGGCGCUCAUCUUGCAUUAUUGGCCGAGGGAGCAGGUGUACAGCUUCCAGGUCAUGUGGCCAGCAUGACUAAGCCACUUCUGGCGA